Acanthoscelides obtectus is the source of this 882-nucleotide messenger RNA. Lineage: Eukaryota; Metazoa; Arthropoda; Insecta; Coleoptera; Chrysomelidae. The record is from the annotation of a GenBank genome assembly.
AUGUCGGGAACAGGAGUUCCCCCCAUCAGCAUCGAGGGCACCGCUGACUGGUCAUCCUUAAGUAGGAUGAUAAACAACAAGGGGAUCCAAUUCUCCAAGGCGAGGACGGCGGGUAACAGUGUGAAGGUGUUCACAAAUACACCAGCUGACUAUCGUCAGCUAGUCGCACUGCUGGACUCCAUCAAGCGGCCCUUCUUCACCUAUCAACUGAAGGAGGACAGGAUGGACCAGAGGGUCAUUCGUGGGCUACCCAGGGAGAUGUCAGUCAAUGACAUCAAAGAGGAUCUAGUGAGCCAAGGCAUCGCAGACGCCGAGGUUCAGCAGAUGACCUCAAGGACCACCAAGAAGCCACUUCCGCUCUUCCUCGUCAAGACGAAGAUGCCGGAAAAGCUUGCAGAGAUCCAGAGGCUGACCAUGCUCACGGUCAGCUUCGAGAGGAAGAAAAAGUCCACCGAGCCCAGCCAAUGUUACCGCUGCCAGCGGUACGGGCACACACAGCGGAACUGCCGUCUCGCUGAACGGUGCGUUAAGUGUGGAGAGGACCACAGCAGCACCACCUGCAGUCUGCCAGCGCCGCCAACAGGACAACGAAACGCCAAGACAGAGCAUAUGAACUCUGAAGAAAAAGACGCAAUCACCAAGUUAGUAAGAGAGUAUUCAGACAUAUUUCACAUAGAUGGUAAUUACUUAACUUUUACGAGCAAAAUUAAGCAUCAUAUACGUACAAGCGAUGAAAUACCCAUUUACACUAAAUCAUACAGAUAUCCUGAAAUCCACCGAAAAGAGGUACAAAGACAAAUACAAUCAAUGCUUGAUCAAAAAUUAUUAGAGAGAGUCAUUCAGCGUGGUGCUCACCUAUAUGGAUUGUUCCAAAAAAAUUAG